Bufo gargarizans (Asiatic toad) is the source of this 3693-nucleotide messenger RNA. RefSeq names its product tripartite motif containing 14 (gene TRIM14). The record is from RefSeq and is a predicted model, not a curated record. Gene Ontology annotation, molecular function: zinc ion binding; protein binding. NCBI's taxonomy places the organism in Eukaryota, Metazoa, Chordata, Amphibia, Anura, Bufonidae. The transcript is spliced from 5 exons. The coding region runs from base 178 to 1671 and encodes 497 amino acids.
UCAGUCCUCCUUUCAUCAGAACAGCACAAAGGCAAAGCCAUCGUUUUCAACAGAGGUGAUUACAGGUUUUUCAAGACUAGCUAGAAGACUGUUGAUAUUGUAAACUGGCUGUAACAUUCUACUAGACCUUCAUAUUUUUACCACCUGUGAGCAGAACAUGAAGUAAGAGGAGAAGUAAUGGACAAGCAGGAAGAAAGUGAUAUUUUACAGAACUGUUUCUGCAGGACAGAUUCACAUAUGAUGCCCACAGAUACCUCCAGCUCCAGCCGACCAGUUGAUCAGUGUGGUAUAUGUGAUUCUAGAUGUUCAUCACCCGUGUUAAUGGUGUCUUGUGAGCACCGCUUCUGUUUAAGCUGCCUGGAGGGUUUCUGGCAGAAUCUUCCUGAUUGUGAAAGGCCAUGCCCCUCUUGCAAAUUGCCGAGGGAAGGGAAACCAAAAGAACGCCAAAAGCCAUUACAGUGUGACUUGUGCCCACCUUGUAGCCCAUGCAUUGCCCAGUGGAGCUGUUUGACUUGUGGGGAGUCAUAUUGCCCUGACCACUUUCAGCCACACAUGCUGGAGGAAGAUAAAGCCAACCACCAAGUAUGUAAUGCAGAAAACAAAGAUGCUAGAAAGAUGGGGGAGAUGAGGAGAAGGACACGCUGGUGUCUGGAGCACAGGGAAAGGCCAUUGGAGCUCUUCUGCAAGGCAUGCAGAGUAUGUGUGUGUACACUUUGCCCCCUACUAGGAGCACACAAAGGACACCCAGUGACACUCAUACAGCAAGAAGCCACACACAAAAAGAUUCUGACAAGCAGAUGCCUGGAGCAGCUUGAUCAAAAGAGAAACCAUGUACUUGGCAACAUCCAUCAUAUUGAGCAAGCUGCCACUGAUCUCAAGGAUUUCACUGCAGUUGAAAAGGAAAUGAAGAGUCAUGCAGUUCCAGCAGAACAAUUACAUCCGGUUCCUGUCAAAUUUGAACAUGUAGAGAAAUACUACAGUGCCUUCAUAGAAAACCUGAAAUCUUCAAUCAAGGAACCACCUGCAAUCCGAAUUCAAAAAGAUGCUAUUGAUGGUCCAAGCUCAAGAUCAACCCAAAAUCCAGGAAAAUUAAUUAAAACAGCCACCUAUGGCAAUAGGUCAUCACUCUUAAAAUAUGCCAGAACACCGACUUUAGAUCCGGACACAAUGCACCCAAAACUGAGGCUCUCAGAAGACCUACUUACAGUACAGUGUGCUUGGUUAGGAAAAUUUAACGCUAAUCAUCCACCAAGAUUUGAUAAACUCAUGCAGAUUCUAAGUAGAGACUCCUACUUCUCUGGCAGUCACUAUUGGGAAGUAGACGUCCUUCAGGCAGGACAGGGAUGGUGGAUCGGAAUCACAUACCCAUCUAUACAAAGGAAAGGAGAUACAGAGUUGAGUCGUCUUGGGUGGACCAGUGGAUCAUGGUGCAUUAAAAGAUAUGAUUAUGAGUACUGGGCCUUCCACAAAGGAGAGAGGAAAGCGAUUCAUCUUACUAACCCUCCAGAAAAAAUUGGGAUUUUCCUGGACUAUGAAUCUGGAGUUCUAUCAUUUUUGGAUGUCACGUCUGGAAUGAAGCAUUUGCAUACCUUUCGAUGUAGAUUUACUGAACCUUUGCAUCCAGCUCUUCGAUUAUGGGAUGGGUCAGUCACAAUGUGUAGACUGACUUAAUAAUGAGGCUAGGUUUACAUCAUGGUUUAUAUCCUCUGGUUAGUAGAUACGCUAAAAACAUAUACAAAUGAAUGCCAGUGGCACCGCUUACUUCUAUGGGUCUGUGUGCCAUGUCCAGUUCAUUUUGGACAUGGAUAACACACAGAUGAAAUACAGUUGUGUGAAUAUGCCCUGAGAUUUCUGUUUUAGGAUGGCAUUGCUGUACCUUCUGCAUUUACAAGUUUUUUUCAUUAAUAAGAAUUCUGUUCCCUUAAAUUUAUUGAAAAAUAUGGAUUCAUGGAUUUAUAGGUUGCAGAAGAUGUGAGGAUCUUAUAUAAUAUGUGACCCUGCUACAGUUAUCUGUACAGCAUAUGUUUAUAUGGUUUAUAACUAUCACUAAAGGUUGGUUUACCAUAAUCUUUCAGAAUAUACAUAGGCCAAUAUUUACUAAUGAGAUUGUGCCUAGACCUGGUCGUAAAAUGUGCCACAAUUUGGCACUAUUAUCUAGCAUGAGCCACUGUGAUAAAUUUUGUGGAUCCUUACACUGCCUGGUCUAAGUUUACGUCUGAAUCCCUCCCCCAGUUCUAAACCAAGAUGGUUGAGAUUUAAAGGGAUAGGAAAAUAAAGAGCCUAGAAUUAAGUAUGCUUUGUUUAAAUAUCAAUUUUGAGAAUGAUGUUUGCAGAUCAACCAUUUUGUAUCUUGAAUUACUUCUAGCUUAUAUGUAGGAUGUUAAUAUAUAGUAAAUGUAUGUUUCUUCUGAAGAUAGCUUUAUGCAAUAGCAAUGGGCAAUAAAAAAUCCAUAAAAUAACUCCAAUCACAUAGAAGUGAGCAGAGUAAUUGUUACAUCAACGCCCAACACACACUUCAGCCAAAUUACCACUAAUUACCCCUUAAAUAGAUGUUCCAAGACCCCUAAACAUUUUAAAAUGAAUUAAUCAAAUGACAAAGGAACUCAAUUACUCCAUAUGAAUAAUGAAGCCAGUCACUGGUCUCAGCAGUCUCAUGCGCUAGUCUGGGAUGUCGUUGAUGCAGAAAGUAGUGAUUGGCUACCGUGAUCACACGGAGUUCUCGGAGAGGACAUUGUUGCAGUGAUGGAAACACAGAACAGUGGGCAGCAUCAGGAGAGGGCAAACAGACUAAUGAGUUAGUCAUCUUGUGUUUUUCUAUAAUAAUCCCUGUUACUAUCUAAAAAUAUUGGGGGGAUUGGGAAACCCCUUCAAACUAAAAAUUACAUUUGAGCAGCCAACUGAAUGUUGGUAGAUCAUAGCAGAGAUAUGUUGCAAUCUAGGACAGUUACGGCAAUUUGGGACUGUCUCACUGAACCUUCACCCUUCGGCAGGCUUGGAUACGUUUUUAGAAAAAAAUAAAAAAUUACCGCCUCUGUAAUUGUAAUUCUUGUUUUUAAUUGUUGAUUAAGUCUGAUUGGUACUUAGAACAAGGAGGGAAAUAUUUCCUUCAUAGAGCAGAUAAGUCAUGAUUUUGACCUUCUUUAGGAUCAAUAAGGGAAUCAGCAGUUCUAAAGUUUAGCCAUACCCUAUCCCUUGUAUUAUUUCUAUGAUAACUAUGUUUGCUAGGGGUUAGGAAAGAAGGCUCCUCACUACCUAACAUUGUGGGUGAGGAGUAACAUGCCAUAUUAUUGUCUUGGUUCCUGACAUCAGCAAAACAGUGACUUCAAGGUAAAGUCCACGUCCCCCAGCAGGACAUCUCUUGUGGUCACAUGGGGACACGUUACAACUAAAGUAAGUCAUCCACUGCAGAGGAGCAUGUUACCCCAGCUAUGCAAGAAGUUUAAGUGUGGGGACCGGAAGUCGGGUGAAGACCGCUCUUUUCCCAGGUCCUGCUGGGGAAGGAGGGGGGGAGAUUAAAAAAAAAAAAAAAAAAAGGGCAACCCCUUUAAGAGAUAAGUUAAACUCCCUAUAAAAAAUAAAUUGCAUUUAUGUUUUAGACAAUGAAGACACUGGUGUUGACUUUUGUGGUUUGUAAAGUCAUGAUCAGCAGUAUAUGAAAUUAUAAAAAAGUUAAAUGUUUAUGUCAAUGGUAAA